AUAGUAUGUGGAUCGUUUUGAUACACAGCAGAGAAGUAUUGGUUUAGUGAUUUAUCAUUUGCGAACUUAGUAGGUUGUGUGAGUUAAAGAAACAAAAGUAUGCCGUGUUUAACGUGCACAAUUUGUGCAGAAGUCUAUAAAACUUCGGACGUCGUAUACACCACGACUUGUGGGCAUGUAUUCCAUUUUGCAUGUAUGCAACAGUGGCGAAGCCGAUCUACAAGUUGUCCGCAAUGUAGAGAACAUAACCCAGAGACGCAUAGAAUAUAUUUAGACUUCGAUGAAACUGCAAAUGAUCAGAAAUUAAGUGAGAUCAAAUUCCAAUUAGAUCAAACAGAAAAGUCGAGAAGUGAAUUGCAGUUACAAUUAGAUGAAGUUGAAAGAGAUUUCCUACAAAUUCAGAGAACUCUUGUUGAAACCGAACAACAAAAAAUGUGUCUUGAGUCCACAAAUCAAUUUUUGAAUGCUCAAAAUGACAGCAGAGAGCAAGAAAUUAGGAAUUCUAAUUUAAGAGCUUUGGAAGAAUCGGAACUACUUCUCGUCAAAACAACUAGCUUAGAGCAUAGACUAAAAGGAGUUCUGGUCGAAUUAGAAUUAAAAACAGAAGAAUGCUUUAAAUUGAGCGAAGCAAACAGUAAACUGAGAAAAACACUGGAACGUAAUGAACAAAUAUAUGAAAACGCCCGUAAGCAAUAUGAAGCAGUUGAAAGAGGCCUUAAGACACAAAUAACUGCACAAAUCGAAUUAAUCGAAAGAAAAAAUAAUAUAAUUGGUGAACUUACCGAUAAUGAGCGUCAAGAAAUUGAAUCACGAAAAAAACAGGCCACAACAAAUAACGAAUAUAAAUCAUCUGAGAUUUUGAUGCAAAAACUAAAAUUAGAAAGAGAACUAGAAAAAAGUUUCGAUAAAACUAUGGAAUUAGAGGAAAACCAUUUGAGAAGUAAAGAAAUUUUAAAUAUCGAAAUUGAGAGUUUGAAAGCGGAUAUUGAACGCAAAGAUAACGAAAUAAAAAAUAGAAAGGCAGAACAUAUGAAACUGAUCAAUAAGCUUAGUUCAAUGGGCUCCAAUGCAACGGACAUAUUACUUCGUCGCCGAAAUGAAGUUUUAUCUACUAAAUUAGAAGAGACGCGUUGUGAACUGGAAAAGGCAAUACAAAGUUCUGCAGAAAAAGACAUUGUUGUCCAAAAACUGAAACAAAAUGAAAGUUUACUACUUACGAAAUUAGACAAAUUAGCGGAACAAGGACAAACUAAAGAGCCAGUGGAACAUGAAGCCAAGUCUUAUGAAAAAACAUCAGGUGCCUCAAACGAAUGCCAAGCAAAAGCUAAUGAGGGCACGAGUGUUACAAUCAGGGGAGUUUCUGAAAGCGAUAUUAAAACACCACUGAUUGAUACAGUUUUGAUGUUUACUGAAAUGAUGGCUAUUCCUUGUCAAAAUUCAGAUAUUAAAGAUAUAUUCACUUUGAACAACAAAUAUAAAAUGAGAAAUAACACACAAAGCGAAAAUAUUAAUUUAGUAGUAAAAUUUUCAACUCUUAAUAUGAAAAUAAAGUUUUUAGCCAACAAAGACAAGUUGAAGCCAAAAGGCAUCCAUGUUUUAGAGUAUGUGGACGAUGAAAUAAAGGAGCUUUUCCACUACGCGAAGCUUUUAAGAUCCGUUGGUUUCCAGAAUAUUUAUUGUAAAAAUAACAAAGUAUUUGCAAAAUACAAUUCGAAGUCACCAGCACGAAAAUUAAACAGUAAACAAGAAGUUAACGAUAUUAUAAAAAAAUCCAGUUGCCAUAAAACUGAAAAAAGUGGAAAUAUUUCGGAAGAAUCUCAAGAAAAGUGUGAAAACAAAUCCGAGGAAGGAAAUAAGCGAAUGGAAGGAAUCCAAGCAGAAGAAUGUGAUGACGCAUACUAUCGUAAAUAAGAAAAUAUAAACACAUACAUAUAUACAUAUGUGAAUAUACUGCCCAGAGUAUGAACACUGAAUAAAUUGGUAACAAUACGCUUGAAAAGACAUGUUGUGCCCGUCGUUUUCUCCCUUAUUAAUUAACCAUACAUUAAUUAUUAACCGUAAAAGGUUUAAAUUUUAACUAUAUUACUUAUUACACACAUACUUAAUUUUGUAAUCAAAUGAAUACCUUAUAGUUUUGUGCAUGAAAAGUGUAUUUUUGGAAAAUUUUACUUGAAUAUAUUGUAAUAAAGCCAUAA
Molecule: messenger RNA, 2195 nt
Organism: Anastrepha obliqua
Lineage: Eukaryota; Metazoa; Arthropoda; Insecta; Diptera; Tephritidae
Exons: 2
Coding region: 100-1911 (603 amino acids)
Source: RefSeq, a predicted model, not a curated record